Molecule: messenger RNA, 7066 nt
Organism: Carlito syrichta (Philippine tarsier)
Lineage: Eukaryota; Metazoa; Chordata; Mammalia; Primates; Tarsiidae
Gene: PHF3
Product: PHD finger protein 3
Exons: 16
Coding region: 483-6335 (1950 amino acids)
Biological process (GO): DNA-templated transcription
Cellular component (GO): nucleus
Source: RefSeq, a predicted model, not a curated record
GGCUGAAAGACACACAGAAGUCUUCAUGGAUAUAGUUGAUACAUUUAAUCAUUUAAUUCCUACUGAACACUUAGAUGAUGCCCUAUUUCUAGGAUCCAACCUGGAGAAUGAAGUCUGUGAGGAUUUUAGUGCAAGUCAAAAUGUCUUAGAGGACUCGCUGAAGAACAUGCUCAGCGAUAAGGAUCCUAUGCUAGGAUCUGCAAGUAACCAGUUCUGUUUGCCUGUUUUGGAUAGCAAUGAUCCCAAUUUCCAGAUGCCUUGUUCAACAGGAUAGACCACUAUCUUGUUGAGCUCUUUUAAAUGAAGUUCUACUUGGAUACAAAGAUGAGGACUAGAUAACUUCUUGAGGUUCCUUCUAAGCCCUAGGAUGAAGAUAAUAACUAACAUUUGUAUAGUGCUCUAAAGUUUACAGAGUGAGUUCUCAUACAUCAUCUCACUUGAUCCUCACAACAUCCCUGUGAGUUGUUGGUCUUGACGAUAUUAUGGAUGAAGGAGUUGUUAAAGAAAGUGGCAAUGAUACCAUUGAUGAAGAAGAACUGAUUUUACCUAACAGGAAUUUGAGGGAUAAAGUAGAAGAAAACUCAGUGAGAUCACCAAGAAAAUCACCUCGAUUAAUGGCACAAGAACAAGUAAGAAGUUUGCGACAAAGCACUAUUGCCAAGCGUUCAAAUGCAGCACCUUUAAGUAACACAAAAAAAGCAUCUGGGAAGACUGUAUCUACCCCUAAAGUGGGGGUGAAGCAACCAGAAAGGAGUCAGAUUAAAGAAGAAGUUUGUACAUCACCAAAACUCGAGUGUCAUAAGGAGACUAGAAGGAGCAGCCGGCAUACUGGACAAAUUGAAGUUGUACCAGCAGUGUCAGUGUCUUCAAGUCGUUCUUCAGUGUCAUCUUGUCUUGAAGUGAAAGAUGAAGCUGGAUUAGAUUCUAAGCAUAAGUGUAAUAAUCAAGGAGAAGCAAAUGUGCCAUCUCACGAAUUAAGUUGUACACUUUUUUCUGAAACUUGUGUUGCUGCUGAAGAAAAGAAAAAUGACGUUCUGAUGGAAUGUAAAAUUAAACCUAUUAGUAGCCCAUUGUUUAAGUUCUCAGAUAAAGGAGAACAGGAGCAGAAUGAUUCCAUUUCAGGUAAAAUGGAUGAGACACUUGUUGAAGAGGUGACUGUAAAGGGAAAAGUUGAACAAGCAUCAAAGGAGACAGCAAAAUUAUCUCAUCAAGAAAGCCAAAUUAUUGAGGAAUCUGCGUCUUCUGCUGGUAUUUCUGGUGAUGCUGCUUGUACAAAUCCAAAUAAGACAGAAAAGAAUCUUCUAGGUUUGUCUAGUUCAGUGGAUGAAGUGACUGAGUGUAAUUUGGAGUUGAAGAAUACCGUGGAUGUUGCUGAUAAAACAGAGAACUCCAUUCAGAGAAAUAAAGUUAAACCAUUGGGUUAUUGUGAAGAGACAGAGUCUGAGAAGCAGUUGCAGAGCACUGAGUUUAAUAAAUCAAACUUAGAAGUGAUUGAUACUAGUGCUUUUGAAUCAGAAAGUAAUAUUUUAGAAAAUGCUAUUUGUGAUGUGCCUGACCAGAAUUCAAAACAGUUGGGUAUUAUUGAAAGUACUAAAAUGGAGUCCCACGAGACAUCAUAUCUUCAAGAUGACAGAAACAGCCAGUCAAGUAGCACUUCUUUCUUAGAAUCUAAAAGCAUAAAAUCUAAACACACAAAACCUCUAAUUCAUUCUAAGCAAAACAUGACCACAGAUACUCCAAAAAAAAUUGUGGCAGCAAAGCACGAAGUGAUGCAUAGCAAAACGAAAGUUAAUGUCAAAAGUCUGAAACGAAAUACUGAUGAGCCAGAAUCUCAGCAAAAUUUUCAUAGGCCAAUCAAAGUCAGGAAAAAACAAGUUGAUAAGGAAUCAAAGAUUCAGAGUUGCAAUUCUGGGCUUAAGUCUGGGAAAAACCAAACUCAUUCUGUACUGAAAAAAACACUACAGGAGCAGCCUGUGCAGAGUUCCAAGCCCUUAGCUCAUUCCUUUAGUGAGAAGCCUUAUGGCCAUCCUGGAUGCUCUAAAGAGCCCCCUCAUCCUGCACAAACUGGACACACAAUGCAUUUCAGCCAGAAGCCAUGUCCAAGACCUCAGCCACAGGUCCCUGCAGUGAAGGGCAGUGGUCAUGGGAGGGAAGAGGUCGAGCACUCUGGCAGUGAGCAGCUCAGGGAGGAGGAGAAACUGAGACUAAAAAAGCCUGAGAAGAACUUGCAACCCCGCCAGAGAAGAAGCAGCAAAAGUCUUUCCUUUGAUGAACCACCACUGUUCAUUCCAGACAACAUAGCUACUGUAAAAAGAGAAGGCUGUGAUCAUAGCUCCUCAUUUGAAAGCAAAUAUGUGUGGACUCCCAGCAAGCAGUGUGGGUUUUGCAAAAAACCACAUGGCAACAGGUUUAUGGUUGGCUGUGGGAGAUGUGAUGACUGGUUUCAUGGUGAUUGUGUCGGAUUAAGUCUUUCCCAAGCACAGCAAAUGGGAGAGGAAGACAAAGAAUAUGUCUGUGUAAAAUGUUGUGCUGAAGAAGAUAAAAAGAGUGAAAUAUUUGAUCCAGAUAUUUUAGAAAACCAAGCUACAGUUGAAGUUCAUAGUGAAGAUAAAGCAAUGGAGUGUGAAAAGCUUGGAUUAUCAAAACACACAACAAAUGAUAAAACCAAAUAUAUAGAUGAUACAGUAAAGCACAAGGUCAAGAUUUUAAAACGGGAGUCUGGUGAAGGCAGAAAUUCAUCGGACUGUAGAGAUAAUGAAAUUAAAAAAUGGCAGCUAGCUCCUCUUCGUAAGAUGGGACAACCAGUUUUGCCUCGAAGAUCCUCAGAAGAAAAAAGUGAAAAAGCAACAAAAGAGUCUGUAACUGUCUGCACGGGAGAAAAAGCUUCAAAACAAGGUUCUCAUGAGAAGCAAGAGACGAAAAGGAAGAAGGUUGAGAAAGGAGUGCCCAGUGUGCACCCACCCACAGCUUCUGCCUCCAAGCCAUCGGCGGAUCAGAUCAGACAGAGUGUCAGGCACUCUCUCAAAGACAUUCUUAUGAAAAGACUUACAGACUCAAACCUGAAGGUACCAGAGGAAAAGGCAGCAAAAGUUGCCACAAAAAUUGAAAAAGAGCUUUUCUCUUUUUUUCGGGACACAGAUGCUAAAUAUAAGAACAAAUAUAGAAGUUUGAUGUUUAAUCUGAAAGAUCCUAAAAACAACAUAUUAUUUAAGAAAGUCUUGAAAGGAGAAGUAACCCCUGAUCAUCUUAUAAGAAUGAGUCCAGAAGAACUAGCUUCUAAAGAGUUAGCUGCUUGGAGACGAAGAGAAAACAGACAUACCAUAGAAAUGAUUGAGAAGGAGCAGAGAGAAGUGGAAAGGCGACCGAUCACAAAAAUAACUCACAAAGGUGAAAUAGAAAUUGAGAGCGAUGCCCCAAUGAAGGAACAGGAAGCGGCCAUGGAGAUUCAGGAUCCAACUGCCAAUAAGUCAUUGGAGAAGCCAGAAGGAUCUGAAAAACAAAAAGAAGAGGUUGACUCCAUGUCUAAAGAUACCACUAGUCAACACAGACAACAUCUUUUUGAUCUUAACUGCAAAAUUUGCAUAGGUCGAAUGGCACCACCAGUAGAUGAUCUUUCUCCAAAAAAAGUGAAAGUUGUUGUUGGAGUAGCCCGUAAACAUUCGGACAACGAAGCGGAAAGUAUAGCGGAUGCUUUGUCUUCCACCUCAAGUAUUUUGACUUCUGAGUUCUUUGAAGAGGAGAAACAAGAGUCUCCAAAUUCCACAUUUUCUCCGACCCCCCGUCCCGAGAUGCCUGGAGCCGUUGAGGUGGAACCCACCUUCCUGGCGCGCUUGAACUUCAUCUGGAAAGGUUUCAUCAACAUGCCUUCUGUUGCAAAAUUUGUCACCAAAGCCUACCCAGUGUCUGGCUCCCCUGAGUACUUGACAGAGGAUCUACCAGAUAGUAUUCAAGUAGGUGGCAGGAUAUCACCUCAGACAGUUUGGGAUUAUGUGGAAAAAAUAAAAGCAUCUGGAACCAAGGAAAUUUGUGUGGUUCGCUUCACUCCAGUGACUGAGGAAGAUCAGAUUUCGUAUACUUUGCUGUUUGCCUACUUCAGUAGCAGAAAGCGCUAUGGAGUAGCAGCUAACAACAUGAAGCAGGUGAAAGACAUGUACCUCAUUCCUCUGGGUGCCACAGAUAAGAUUCCACACCCUCUGGUGCCUUUUGACGGACCUGGACUUGAACUGCAUAGACCUAAUCUGCUGUUGGGUUUAAUUAUUCGUCAGAAGCUGAAGCGGCUGCAUAGUGCUAGUGCUGGAACCAGCCAUGUAGCUGAGGCUCCUGAUGGCGUGCCCAUACCACCGCCACCUGAUAAAAAAAGCAAAAUAGAUGCUUCUGCUGAGGAAACCCCAGAGGAAGAAAAUGACUUCUUUAACUCUUUUACAACCGUAUUACACAAGCAGAGAAACAAGCCUCAGCCAACCCUUCAGGAAGACCUUCCAACAGCAAUUGAACCUUUGAUGGAAGUCACCAAGCAGGAGCCGCCAAAGCCUUUACGAUUUCUUCCUGGCGUGUUGAUUGGCUGGGAAAACCAACCUUCUACUAUGGAAUUAGCAAAUAAGCCUCUUCCUGUGGAUGACAUACUUCAGAGCCUUCUGGGUACCACUGGGCAAGUGUAUGACCAGGCUCAGUCAGUGACUGAACAAAACACCCUUAAAGAAAUUCCAUUUUUAAAUGAGCAAACCAGCUCAAAAGCAGAGAAAGUAGAAAUUGCUGACAGUGAAGUCAAGGAGGUAAGAGUUAAAGUAGAUCAUCUCUUGGAAUCUACAGGCAGUUCAGGAGUAAUAGGAGAAGAUGUGUCAGUGGCCGGGUCCUCUUCCAUCUCCCCAGGGCCUUUGACAAGUCUUAGUCUCAGAGGUAAACCACCAGAUGUUUCUACAGAAGCAUUCUUGACAAACUUAUCAAUUCAGUCAAAACAAGAGGAAGCUGUGGAGAGUAAAGAGAAAGCAUUGAAAAGACAGUUGCUGCAAGAUGCAGAGAGCAGCUUGCAAGAUAGUCAGACUUCAAGUACUAGUUCUCCCUGCAAAUCUAAUGUAGGAAAAGGAAGCACAGAUGGUAGUGUGGGCUGCAGUGAAAACCCUGCUGCCAAUACGACGAGGUCUCCACAGUUCAUCAACCUCAAGAGGGACCCCAGGCAGGCAGCAGGACGCAGUCAGCAGGCUUCCACCGCAGAAAGCAGAGAUGGAGACGGCUGCCGGAAUGGAGAGAAACCCACGCCGCCUGGCACCACAUACAGCAAGGAGCACUUGACAGAGCAAGCCGGUGCAGAGGAGAAGUUGCCUUCUGGAGAGAAAAACUCGUGCGUCCAGCAGAAUGAGAAUUCCAAAGCUGCACAGAACUCACCAUCUGGAGAAAACAUGCAUGCGUCUCAGACAGAACAAGCAAAGCCCUUACAGGAUGAUGUUUUAAUGCAAAAUAUUGAAACUGUGCACCCAUUCCGAAGAGGACCUGCAGCAACAACACCUCAUUUUGAAGCUGGAAACACAUGCCAGUCAGAGUUUCCUUCUAAAAGCAUCAACUUCACUUCCAGAAGCACCAGCCCCAGAGCAAGUGCGAACUUCUCGCCUAUGCGGCCACAGCAGCCCAGCCUUCAGCACCUCAAGUCGAGCUCUCCUGGAUUCCCGUUUCCAGGGCCUCCUAACUUCCCCCCACAAAGCAUGUUUGGAUUUCCACCACAUUUGCCACCUCCAUUACUCCCCCCUCCAGGCUUUGGCUUUGCUCAAAACCCCAUGGUUCCUUGGCCACCUGUGGUUCAUCUCCCAGGCCAGCCGCAGCGCAUGAUGGGUCCUCUGUCACAAGUGUCCCGGUACAUAGGCCCACAGAAUUUUUACCAGGUUAAAGACGUUCGGAGACCAGAAAGGCGCCAUAGUGACCCUUGGGGGAGGCAAGACCAGCAGCAACUGGAUAGGCCGUUUAACAGGGGCAAAGGGGACCGCCAGAGGUUUUAUAGUGAUUCACACCACCUGAAAAGAGAACGGCACGAAAAGGAAUGGGAACAAGAAUCGGAAAGGCAUAGACGCAGAGACAGAAGCCAAGACAAGGACAGAGACAGAAAAAGCAGGGAGGAGGGGCACAAAGAUAAAGACAGGGCACGGUUGUCACAUGGUGAUCGAGGAACAGAUGGAAAAGCAAGCAGAGAUGGCAGGAAUGUAGACAAGAAGCCAGACAAACCUAAGAGCGAAGACUAUGAAAAGGACAAAGAACGGGAGAAGAGCAAACACAGAGAAGGAGAGAAGGACAGGGACAGGUACCACAAGGAUAGGGACCACACUGACAGAACCAAAAGCAAGAGGUAAAUCUGCAGGCUGCCUCACGAUGACACUGACAUAGCUUUAGUAUCCUAAAGACUUUCUAAGAUUGCCUGCUAGGAUCGUGCCAUCUUCUACAUUUUUACUCUUGGUCAUUUGCAGAACAGUAAGCCCCGUGUGUUGGUGCAGAGUGCUCUGCCCCAGUGCUCAUCGCCCCUUCAUACCAACUGUCCCUAGUAAUAGGAAUUUCAUAUUUUUAAAAGUUUUACAUUGCUGUAUAUUCAAAUACUUGUUUUAUUAAUAUGCAAUAAAGGCUUAGAAAUUUUAGUUUUAUUCUUUAAUUGGCAAAUAUGAUUAACUAUGGAAUAUAUUUACUGCCUCUAGUGAAUGUCCUUUAUAUAAUGACUAAUUUGAGAGUAAUGUGUGCUCUGUAAGUUUAUUUUAAAUUGCACUGUUUUUAAAGAAAUUGUAGAGGAGCAACAAAAAUCCAAACAACGUCAUAAUCAGAUUGUGCUAAUCAUUUCUUGAACAGUUUUUGACCAAGAAUCAGAGUCCCAAGGGGUACAUUUACUGCUUUAAUCUGCACUCAUUGAAGUCAUUUAUUACCAUAUACGACAGCUUUGUGGUAGACCAUUAUUUUCAUUUCAUUUUUGGCUCUUCAGAAACUUGAAUACUUAAGCUUGUACAUGAUCUUGUGUUUUGCUAUCCUUUUUACUGUAAAAUGUAAAUAUUUUAAGGGAUAUUUUGAUUCUAAAUAUGAUAAAAGAAUUUCUCACCUA